AUGUCUCGAUCAUGUAUAUUAUUUGCCACAAUUAGUAUGUUAUUUUGCACUACUGCUCAUAGUACAGUAAAUCGAUACAUGACUCAUUAUGAUUUAACGAGAGAUGGAAAAGUUGAUAAUCGAGAAUUAAGGACGGUAGCAUAUAUGAAUCACAAACUUCCAUCAACAAUAAGCAAUGAUAUAUUUCGGAAAGCGGAUCGAAAUGGCGAUAAGUUUAUAGAUCGAAUUGAGAUUAUUGCAGCAGCUAAACUAGUCCAAAGACACGUCGCACGAGCCACCUUGCGUUGGCUAGAAGAUCAUGAUACAGACGGCGAUGGCCUACUAAAUGAAGCAGAAUUAUUCGAAUCUAUUUACAUGGAGCUUGGUUUAUCAAAGAGAGAUGUGAGCGGUUGUUUUCAAGAAAGUGAUAUCAACAAAGAUAGAUAUUUGUCAUCCAGUGAAUUGAUAGAAACGCUCCAUUGCAGCAGAUUAUUGGCACUAAAAGAAGCAAAAGAACUAUUGAAGAUCUAUGAUACUGAUGGAGACCAUCGUUUGAAUAUUCAAGAAGCGCAAAUGUUAGCUGAUUUACGUUAUGGUAUUGAACCCAGCUAUGCAACAAUUGUUUUUAAAGAUGCUAGCCAUCAAGCCGAUCAUACGAUAAAUGAGUUAGAGUUAAUCGACUUUCUCACUAAAUUACGGGAAAAAGCUGCUAUUACUGCAUUGAACAAACGAUCCAGUCUCGAUCAGAACGGUGAUGAGGCAGUAUCGUUCAGUGAAUUGGUGCAAGGAUAUGAGAAGCAAUUAAAAAAAUCUCUUUUAAAGAAAAUUUUUAACAAAGUGGAUAUUAAUAAGAACGCUUAUAUCGAUCCAGUUGAAUAUGUAUCGUUGCAAAACCUAAUUGCUGAUGAAAUUCUUCUUCAAACGGUACAAAAUGAAUAUUCUGCAGCUAAAAAUGCCGCAACAUCUCUACCGGCUUUGAUCAUUUUCAGUCCUUCUAAAAAACCGCAUAAUCAGCAACCACCCAGACAAAGAAGACGUCGUUCAGAUCUAGAAGCUGACAUAAAGCUGACGGUUAGUGAUAAAUCACAUCCAGGUAUCAGAGAACUGAUUGCAUCUAACGCAAGUAGUGUGCAUUUCAGUACAGUUGUUACUGCAGUACCAAAAUUUAUGGAAUUAAAUGAAAAAUAUCAAAAAUUCCUUUCCAAUGAAUCCAAAUUAAUUUCCAAAAUAUUCGCCAAUAGUGAAAGAUCAGAAAACAGAGAUGUAAUUGAAACCAAUAAUAUUAAAAAAAUUCGAGGAAAUUCGAUUUCUGAUGAGAACAUCUCACCAGUUAUUCCACCAAUAAUGCAAAGAGAUCGUAAGCUUACAUCAACUGUAAAGGAAGGACAAUUGGAAAGUCAUUCAAGAACUAAUGAAAAUGGACAUGUUCGAAAUCAAAAUGGGAUGCUUAAUAAUAGUCCAAAUGUUGUUUAUAUCAAGAAAUUUGAAAAAUUUUUUGAUUUUCUGGGAGAAGCUAUCAAAAAGAUAUCCCAAACGGUUAAAGAAAACGAAGAAAAGCAAGAAGGUUUGAAAAGUCUUCUGAGAAGCAUCAAUAUUACGAAACAUUCGAGUCCGAUUGCAAGCAACAUCUCAAGCACUGAAGCAAAUGAGACCGAGAAAAUAGUAAGUGUUUCCGAGAAUCCGAUCUCAAUCUCGAGAACUACUGAAAAGUUAAAAAAUCAGGGAAAUCUUGAUAACAUGAUAUACGGAAAAAACCGUAAUGAAGAGAAUUUGGUGGUCCAUACACCUAUUGACGACUCAGAAUAUAAAACAGUGGCAUUAAAAAACUUUAGCGAAUUGUUUGAUGUACCAUUUUUGCAACUUGACGAAGGAGAAAGUGAAACAGAAAUAAAGAUGAUAAAUAUUGAAGAGAAUGAGCAUGAACAUUCAUUUGACGAACGCAAUUUUCAUGAUGCAGUGGAAAAAAAUGAAAAGAAGUCUGAAGAUAUGGAUGAAGAUGGUUGUAUUUUAGAAGGUCAAACAGACUCCUCUGACGAAGAUGACUCUUCGGAGCAACCUGCUGGAUCAGUAAAGCUAUAUAAAUGCAAUAUGGAAACACAGACAACAAAUGGAAUUAAUAUCAAACCAUUGCAGGAAAUCCCAAAGAAAUUUAAGAAAGUAGAAUUGUUCUCUGAAUUUGACGAGGAAUCCAAAGACCACAAGAAACGAAGGCAAAAGUUACAGAACAAAUCUUUAAAUAAAACUGAUUCAUUAGAAUACGAAGUAACUUUACCAGUGUUAGAGGACAAAUCGUCAUCUGUUAGUUAUAAAGUGUAUUCCGAGUAUGACAAUGACGAUGCUAUUGAAAUGACUCCUGAUACGGACAGCGAUGAAGAGUCUGAUGAAUCCUUUAACGAAAGGACUACAAAACGUACAAACUUCAAUGAAUCAUCGGAACAUGAAUCUACAAACAGACAUAAAUUCACCCAUCAAUCUCUUCACUCUCGAUUCACUGAUGAACAUGAGAAACCAUUUCAUCAUGGAUCGGAUUCUAUGAAAUUUGAAAAAAUUUCUGUUAAAGCAAAAGGACAGAAAUUAUCACAGAAACCAGUGACACUGGAGGGAGAAAAAUCAAUAAAUACGUUUGAGUUACCUAUACAUACAUUGGUGGUAGAUAAGAAGUCUAAAGAAUAUAAAAUUCCGGAGCCGAAUUCAAUGUUUUCGAUAGAAGAAAAUGUCACCAAUAAAUACGAUCAAAAAAUGCAUCCACAAUCACAAACAACUGACUCUGAACUCUCAAAAUCACAAAACUCACCUUCGGAACAAUCGCAAUUGCAAGUUAUAAAUCCCGAGUCUCAAACACUACCGAAUAGUAGUAAGGAAGAAUUUUUUGAUGAAGUACUAGAUGAUAUGAUAAACGCAACAUUGUCCGAAAUACAUCAGCCAUCAAUGAUUUCUGAAGCUGCAAAGUCUAAAAAUCAUAAGGAAAAGGAUUUUCAAAAAACUACGAAGAGAUUAUUGAAAUUAAAAAAAAAUGAUGCAGUUUCACAAAUUCCAGAAAUUUCUGUGACCUCAACUUUGCUUUCCAAGACGUCAUCAACUCCUGUAACUUUACCUUCAUCUUCUAAAAUAUCAUCUUCAACAAAAACAAAUCCUAAACUCUCGACAACAAUGGAUCAUUCCAAUGAUGAAAUAGCUGCAACAGAAACUUUUUUAUUAACAGAUUACGAGAAGGAACAAAUAUCAGAAGCGCAUGCAAAUUCAAGAGCAAUUGUUGAAAUUGAAUCUGACAAAAUUAAUCAAACAUCCUUAACAUCCAAUACGGCGCCAAAUUCUGUAACACAUUUGGAAAACGAGAAUGAUACACAUGAUGUAAAAAUGAAAAAUACGAAAGUGUCAUCGAAUUUCACCUCUAAUAUUAAGAGAGAUGGGAAAAAUGGUCCUAAUAAAGAUAAUAAUAUAUCAGCGGAAAUCACCGCUCCGACAACAAAUACAACGUUAAUAAAAAUUAUGCAAUUAAAAUCAGAAUUGAUCGUUAAUUCUAAUUUACUUAUUUAUAUUUUCACUGCUCCUACUUUCAGAAAUGUAAUUUAUAGCAAGAAGAAGUUAUUGAAUGAAUGCCUACUUAAAAAAAAAUAUCGAUCCAAGUUAUGCUCAAACAAUCAAAGAUCUUUAAGUCGAUCGAUAGAAACUUCAGGAAAUAUCAAUAUGUCUGAGCAAAAUUUCUCUCAAAAAAAUGAUACAAAGUCACUUCACCAAAGUUCAAAAUUAGAUGAAACAAGUCAAUUACAAUUGGAAGAUUGGCAUAAGGAAAAUGCUGAAGAUUUAUUACUUCGAGCAGUGCAGGAAUAUCAGUUGUACCUCAACAAUCAGGAAAAAAGGAUACAAGUCUAA
This is a messenger RNA of Cercopithifilaria johnstoni, 3852 nucleotides long. NCBI's taxonomy places the organism in Eukaryota, Metazoa, Nematoda, Chromadorea, Rhabditida, Onchocercidae. The record is from the annotation of a GenBank genome assembly.